Molecule: messenger RNA, 1726 nt
Organism: Gastrolobium bilobum
Lineage: Eukaryota; Viridiplantae; Streptophyta; Magnoliopsida; Fabales; Fabaceae
Product: BTB/POZ and MATH domain-containing protein 2-like
Exons: 4
Coding region: 225-1457 (410 amino acids)
Biological process (GO): protein ubiquitination
Molecular function (GO): protein binding
Source: RefSeq, a predicted model, not a curated record
UCAUAUCUUAGUUUUCUGCUUCAUUCUUUCUCCUUCUCUCUCUGAAUCGAAACCCUAGAAAUUCAUCUUCCAGAUUCUGACAAGUUUCCCUAACGGAACCCUAGAUUUUCUAGUCAAACUCUCAAUUAUCCAAAUCAGAUAGUCCAAUCCCCCCACCUCAAUCCCAAUUCCUUCUUCGUUUCGCAAAUCCCUCGAUCGGUCGUUUCAGUUACGGUGGCUCGCGGAUGGGUAAGAUUCUCCGAGAAACCGCGAAGCCAUCUUCGAAUUCGUCAUGCCCGUCUCCGUCUUCCGUGCCGGCGACGACCUCGUCGACGUCGGUGACCGAGACCGUGAAAGGUUCGCACCAUUUCAAGAUCACGGGGUAUUCGCUGUCGAAAGGGAUUGGGAUUGGGAAAUACGUGGCGUCCGACAUGUUUUCUGUGGGUGGGUACGAUUGGGCCAUCUAUUUUUACCCUGAUGGAAAGAGCGUCGAGGACAAUGCUACCUACGUGUCCCUCUUCAUCGCGCUUGCCAGUGAUGGCACUGAUGUUAGGGCUCUUUUUGAGUUGACCCUUUUGGAUCAGAGCGGGAAGGAGAGGCAUAAGGUGCAUAGCCAUUUCGAGAGGACUCUCGAAAGUGGGCCUUACACUUUAAAAUACCGUGGUAGUAUGUGGGGUUACAAGCGGUUUUUUAAGAGAACAGCUCUAGAGACGUCGGACUACCUAAAAGAUGAUUGCCUCUCAGUGAAUUGUAGUGUUGGUGUUGUGAGGUCACGCACUGAAGGCCCUAAAAUCUAUUCCAUAGCAAUACCGUCUUCUAACAUUGGUCAACAAUUUGGGCAACUGCUGGAAAGUGGUAAAGGAAGUGAUGUGAAUUUUGAAGUGACAGGAGAAAGUUUUGCUGUGCAUAAAUUGGUACUAGCAGCUCGUUCCCCUGUUUUCAGAGCCCAGCUUUUUGGUCCUAUGAAAGAUCAGAAUACCCAGUGUAUAAAAGUUGAGGACAUGGAGGCUCCAGUUUUUAAGGCAUUGCUUCAUUUUAUAUACUGGGACUCGCUACCUGACAUGCAAGAGCUUACUGGGUUGAACUCAAAAUGGGCAACAACCUUGAUGGCUCAGCAUCUUCUAGCAGCAGCUGAUCGGUAUGGGUUAGAGAGGCUUAGGCUGAUGUGUGAAGCAAGUCUCUGUGAAGAUGUUGCAAUAAAUACUGUGGCUACAACUUUAGCCUUGGCAGAGCAGCACCAUUGUUUCCAGCUGAAAGCAGUCUGUCUCAAGUUUAUUGCAACCUCUGAAAAUCUCAGAGCUGUGAUGCAAACUGAUGGAUUUGAGUACUUGAAGGAAAGUUGCCCAUCUGUUCUGACUGAACUAUUGGAGUACGUGGCUAGAUUUACAGAGCAUUCGGACUUCAUGUACAAGCAUAGGAAUGAAGUCAUACUCGACGGAAGCGACAUAAAUGGGAGGCGGGUGAAGCAAAGGCUUUAGUGUGAACACUGAAGAGCUUUACGUACAGCCCUCUUCCAAUCUCCUUUUUAAAAGAUAGCGGGAGCCAUUGUUGUUAAAGAGGGAGAUGAUAAUCUUUUAAUAGGGUUAGAAGCAAUUUUUCAUUUUCUUAGCUUAUUCAUGUGUAAGAGAUGUAAAUGUAAUUUGUGUUGGUGUUAUUACUGUGCUGUUUGAUGUAGGUUUCUGUAAUAUCUUGUAUUUCUUUUACUGGAAAAACAUUUGUCUGAAAGUAUUGAUCACUGCUCCGUUUG